CUCCCUUUAACAAUAGCAGACGAAAAUUUUCAGUAUGAAAAGAGAAAAAAAUGAAAAUUGGCUACAUAACCAUUUUGAUGUGCAUGUAUGAAGUAUGUGGGCAAAUAGAGGUUACAAAGAACAACAGCCAAAAUUUACAGGGAUUUAAUACACAGUUGGUGGAAAAACAAAGAACAGCAUCAUUUACCAGAAAUGGCAAAUAUAAGAAUAGAAGAACGAGAAGACAGCAAAUUAGUGAUGCUGAUAAUUUAUGGUUUGAUUUGAUAGAUGGUUCAAAGAAAGAUUACAGUGAAACCUUUUUUUCAAAAAUUACAGACAGAAAAACAAAAUUGGGACCCAUGAAGUUUACUUGCAAAUGGGAUAACAAAGAAAAUAGACGUGAACAGUUUGAAGCUGCAUUCAUUGAGUUUAAAAAGCCAGAUCAGGGGGCAUAUUACAGGGAGUACGAUCGAAUUGUAGCUAUGAAUAAAGAUGAAAAAAUUUUGUGGUCAGAUCACUUGCCAUGGCCUAAAAAAUUCGAUUCAGAAGGUGAAUUAUAUAACACAGCAGUCGGAAAGAUAUCAAAUUCAGAAGCAUAUCUUGAUAUUUAUGCCUCUAGAAUGAAGUGUGAAAAUGAACAAGGAUGGUACAGAUGUACUGUGUUUGUCAAAAGACCUGGAAAUGAAUUUAAAUAUCAAACCAGCAAGAAGAAGUGGAUGUUAAUUCCUUGUAUGGUAAAGUAUGGUAGAUUUAAAUCAAAGGUUGCCUGGGGUGCUGGUGGAUCAGAUUCUAAUAAUCUUGAUCAGUUCUUUUUUGAAAUGAAAUCUGUUUCUGGUGAUGUAUUAAAAAAAAGAUCAUCUCAGAAAUUAGUAGAUCUAACCGGUCGACCCCACACAUACAAAUAUAAUAAAAAAACAAAAACAAUCAGAGUUCAUGAAUGUAGACCAUCUAGUGGAGUAAUGCAAAAAGCAACAUACAUACUGGGUUUUGUGUUUGAAUUUAAACGAAUUGGUGAAGACUUUUAUCAGCCAAUAGCAGGAAUAAGUGACAGAGGAAAUAUAGUUUGGUCUGAAUCAGUAUACUGGCAGCAAAAUUAUUUAUGUAAAGCAGACAAAACGAGGUGUCCUACGGCUUAUGGAUCAGUUACAGAAAAUCCAUCUUUUACAUUAAUCACAUCUGAUUGUAAGAAAAAUGAAGGAUAUUAUAAAUGUCACAUAUUUGUUCAGUUUGCUGGUUCCCCUGCAUCAGAACAAAUUGAAUCUGAAGUCCUUCUCAAGUCACCAGAUUGUGGUGCAAAAGCAUCAAAAAGUCAGCCUGAUAUCAAAUUGAACAAAUUAACAGAAGAAGACAAGAAACAAUUGCCUCCCCCUAUAGAGAAAGAGGAAAAUUACACGGACAUUUACAUAGGAGUUAGUGUUGGUACUGUUUUAGUAUUGAUCGUAGGUUACUUAGUUUGGAGUACUAAGAAAAAAAUGCAAGAGAACAAAGACAAAGAACAAAAAUUAAUGCUGUUACACAGAGAAAAAAUGGAAAAACAAGGAGAUAAAGGGGGACAAAACCAAAGAGAUAAAAAUAUGUAUAAACGAUAGGAACAUAUGAAAAAGAAAUCAUCCCAACAUAUGUCAAAGUUGCUGUGACAUCAUGUGCAGACCCACGGAAAACGGCAGGCAUUGUAACAUUCCCAUUUAUAAAGUCCUCGGUAGGAAUUACAGACCUAAACCGCUUUAGAUACUCAGGAAUUUUUCAUUGUGAAUCUCCAGGGUUAUACAUAAUAUCAGUGUAUAUAGUGUCAUCUACAAGUCAUGCAUCUUAUCGUGUGUACAAGAACUCACAUCUAUUAACAGAUGUGCAUAUGACAGGAAAUUCAAAUGAUUCUUUUGAUUAUGGAACAGGAACUGCACUACAAGCAGUUGAUCUUAAAAUAGAUGAUACGUUGUCAGUUGAACUCGGUAAUAACGUCGCUAUAGAAGGUGCCUCACUGUCGUGUAUAACAAUAAUUAAAACUGUAUAACUUUAGUGAAUAUUGUUUUGUUAAGUAAAUAUAAAAGUUAUGCGGAUAAAAAACUCAUCAAAGUAAUAAGUUUAAAUCUAAGUCAGGCUUUUUAACUGAUUUUUAUAGUUUGUUCUGAUUUUGUGCUGUUACACCACUGUCCCAGGUUAGGGGUAGGGUUGAGAGUGCUCCUGAACAUAGCAUUAUCUUUUGAAUUAUUUCACAUUUUGUCAUGCUGGUAACUUUUAUGGUACUAUACGGUAUUGGUUUUGCUCAUUAUUAAAGGCCGUACGGUGACCUAUAGUCGUUUGCAUCCUCGUCGUCUUUUGGUAUUUUGUGGAAAGUUAUUUCGUUUGCAAUUAUACCACUCUUCAUGUUCAUAGUUUUUAUAAUUUAAUACGCCAAACGACCGAAGACUCUCAGUGAGGCACUCUUAUUAACAGUUGGAUGGAAGAGGCAAGAAAAUACUGUUAUCUUGUAGAGGUUCUGGAGGUCUAGCAUAUCGAACUGUUUCAACUUUAAGUUGUAACGAACCAGCUCUGAAUAAUGACAAAAUACGUCAGUGGCAUCUAUUAUUAACAAACACUAUAUCCCUGGGAUGUGUUUUAUUUGAUUUUAGUCUCUGAUGCAUGUUUUUUUUAUAAUUAAUUGUUUUUGGCUUUUAACUAGCUUUCAGUAACGGCAAGUACUCUCAAAUCGUACUUUCGUGUUGAAUUGAUCUGUUGACACGAUUUAUAAUGAAUUUUUGUUGUUCAAUUUUUACUUAUUUUGUGUUAUAUCUCGUCUCACUAUUUUCAAUAUGUAUCACCUUUGAAAAGUAUUUAGCAUGACGAUAAAUUUUCACUUCUGUACCCGUAUUUCCGUACUCCUAACAACAAAAUUAUUAUAUUUAAAUUUA
Mytilus californianus (California mussel) is the source of this 2867-nucleotide messenger RNA. RefSeq lists its product as uncharacterized. Lineage: Eukaryota; Metazoa; Mollusca; Bivalvia; Mytilida; Mytilidae. Bases 51 to 1568 code for a protein of 505 amino acids. The record is from RefSeq and is a predicted model, not a curated record. The transcript is spliced from 13 exons.